This is a messenger RNA of Venustampulla echinocandica, 1677 nucleotides long. RefSeq names its product Thromboxane-A synthase. Bases 1 to 1677 code for a protein of 558 amino acids. Gene Ontology annotation, molecular function: heme binding; iron ion binding; monooxygenase activity. The transcript is spliced from 2 exons. The record is from RefSeq and is a predicted model, not a curated record. Lineage: Eukaryota; Fungi; Ascomycota; Leotiomycetes; Helotiales; Pleuroascaceae.
AUGCAAAUGCACAAGGAAUUUUACAUCGGACGCAAGAACGGUGAAAACUCUCACAGUCUGGACGUGUCACCAUUCACCAGCCUCGAGCAACUCACGGGAACUCUAGCCGAGGUCUUUGCAUUUGCUGAUACGAAAUCAUUGUGGCUCGUCGACGAACAACGCAACCAUCUUUCGACUCUGAAAGAUGUGCAGGAGACCAAAGACGUUAUAGAAUUACGAGCAACACGCCAUGAAUCCAUUCGCGAGCCCCCUGGACCUCGCUCGCUGCCCUUCGUUGGCAACCGAUACGAGUUAUAUCCAGAUGUUCUCGGAAAUUAUGACCGAUUGUUCUCGCUCUAUGGCCCCAUGACGAAGACUGUCAACAUGGGAACAACCAUCUAUCACACCAAUGACCCCGAGAUCUCCCGCCAUUUGUUGCGCGAAGACAAGCUCUUCACCAAAACCACGUCCGACCCAUCACACCCACUGCACUACAUGGGUGGACAAGAAAUGCUUUUUACUUGCGACAGCGCAUCUCCUGCCUUUGCGCCGAGCCACAAAUUUGUGCCUCCAACAAUGUCGCCACGCGCUGUAGCUCACUUUAUGCCGCUGAUCCAAGAUGCCACACAAUCCAUCUUUACCGUAUUCGAUGAGUUGGCCGAGUCUGAUCUGGCGAUCAAUGUCUACCAAUAUAUGUUUAAACUUGCAUCACAGAUUAUCUGGCGCGUCGUUCUAAAUCAGGACCUGAAGCACUUCGAGACGCCGAAGACGCCGCCAUCGCUGCCUAUCCGACUGUUUGGCGAGUAUCUCUCGUUGAUGAAAAAAUUAUCACUGAAGCCGCGAUGGUUCAAGUAUCUCCCUUUUGGAGACGCUGCAAGACUGAAGAUCGUGCAACAACAGUUAUUUGACAUUUGCGAGGAAGCCAUGAGCGCCACCAUCGACAAGGAUGGCCCACCUCUGUCUCUGUCCGAUCCAACAGCCUUGCAGAGCGCCAAUUGCAUAGCCGAUUUCCUGUACCGUGCCCGUGACAAAGAUGGAGAAGGACUACCGGACGACCUAGUACUUGGCAACGUAGUGGUGAGUACUGGUGCGGGAUUCACCACCAGUUCGUCUCUACUCACCUGGGCCCUUUAUGCCCUUGUCCGGUACCCUGGAAAUCAGGAACGUCUCUUUGAGGAGAUAGUCAGCCACCGUGGUGAUACUGAUAAACGCUGGACUUAUGACGAGAUCCACAGUAUGAAAUUUCUCGAUUGCUUUAUCAAAGAAGUUCUUCGUCUCCACAGCCCCAGCUUCCAGACCGCACGUAACGCCAAACAAGACGCAAUUCUGCCAGGAGGGUACUUGAUUCCAAAGGGCUCCAUUGUCAUUGCGUGCUUUCCAAGUAUACAAAAGAACCCAGCCCACUGGGAGAAUCCUCUGCGAUUUGAUCCCGAGCGCUGGAUGAAAGAAGGCUUCGCGGCGCAGAUGGCCCGCCAGGGGUCGUACACGCCGUUUGCAGCAGGAGGUCGGGGCUGUGUGGGGUUCAAUUUGGCGCUCACACAGGUCAAGCUAGUUAUGGCAGAGUUGGUGUAUCGAUACGAAUUCGAAGACUCGUCGCCGGAGGCGGUCGUGUAUGAUCCUGAGUUCUUGGUGGUGCGGCCAUUAAACUUCUACGCCGGGAUUACGAGGCGGAAAGAGCGGCGGCCCUUGUCGCAUUGA